CCGUGCGUCGUUCGCAGCUGUAGUUGUCGCCCGUCGAACAACCCCCGUCCCGCGGCUCAUCCAAGAUUCGUAUCUUUUCCGACAGACCACCCUCCCCCGACCAGUACGCGAUAAUUUCGUUUUUAUUCACUACUUUUUGAGUGAUAAUAAUAUAAUAUCGUUGUACGUCGUCGGUCCGUCGGUCGCGUUCUUCUCAAGCAACCGAAUUUAUCACGUUAUUAUUCGUAAUAGUAUCCGGUCGGGCGCGGUAAGCGUGUAAGAUUUUUAAAGAAAAUCCGUGAUUAUAAGAAAACACUCGGACUCUCACACAGUCACACGUACACUGUCGCGCGCGCACGCUCAGGCACACUGCAGAUAAUAAUAUUACGUCGUGGUUAAUAAUAAAAAUCUAGAUAGUGCGAGACGCGAGUGGUUUUUUGUUAUUAAUUAUUUCUCAUCUCUCAUCACUUCGUCAGUGUGAUACCAGAUCGUGUCGUUGCCGUUUCGCGUUUGCGUAUUCGCUUGCCCCGUGUGACGCAAUCGGUCGAGCAUUUUCUCUACGUCGCCGCUGAUACGGUUUCGCGAACAUUCGUUGCUGACGAGUUAUUUUAUUUAAUUUUUUUCUUUCCCCGACUGGAUUCCCGGCUACACGAGACUACCGACGACGAUCAUGUCGCUGAACACUGCUCACGUCCAAGGCGGUGGUUGCCUAAUACACGCAGGCGAAUGCAUUAUCUUGUUUACUGAUGCUGUUACAAUUGACUUUCAUGGUCAGGAUGGCAGAGCAUUUCAUGGUUCAAAAGUGGGAAAACUGUUUUUAACUACUCAUCGUUUGAUUUUCAUCAACAAAUCUGAUAAAGACGAGCUUUUAUCAUUUAGUAUGCCAUUUGUUACUCUUAAAGAUGUGGAAUUGGAACAACCAGUAUUUGGAUCAAAUUAUAUAAAAGGUAAGGUACGUGCUCAACCUAAUGGAAACUGGGUUGGUGAAGCAAAAUUCAAAUUGAUUUUUAAGAAGGGAGGUGCUAUUGAUUUUGGAAGAGCUAUGCUAAGAGCCGCAUCAAUGGCUAAUAGUAACUAUCCUCAAAUGGAUAAUCCGCCAGCCUAUGCACCACCUGAAGGUCCAUACUAUAUGGCUGAUGUUCCAUACGGUGUACCUCCUCCUGGCUAUUAUGGAUGGAUGCCUUCAACUGCAGCUUUUCCAGAUGCACCACCUCCUCAAUCUGUCUAUAGAACUGAUAUGCCUCCACCAUAUCCAGGUAUUAUUGGUUUCACUGGUAAUCCAGGUUAUGCAAGCGCUCCACCUGCACAAACAGCUCCACCUCCACAACUUUUUAAUGGACAAGAUACAAAAGCAGCAGAAGCAGCACAAAGUGCAUACUUUGAUCCCAACCGACCACAAAUGGCUUAUGUUCCACCACCAUCAUACUAUGAACUCCCUCCACCUUACAAAGAAGCUGAAAAUAAGAAGAAUGAUUAAAAUUACAAA
Messenger RNA from Rhopalosiphum maidis (corn leaf aphid), 1465 nucleotides. It is a transcript of the gene Wbp2, whose product is annotated as WW domain-binding protein 2. The coding region runs from base 650 to 1456 and encodes 268 amino acids. The transcript is spliced from 7 exons. Gene Ontology annotation, cellular component: nucleus. Gene Ontology annotation, molecular function: transcription coactivator activity; chromatin DNA binding. The record is from RefSeq and is a predicted model, not a curated record. Gene Ontology annotation, biological process: positive regulation of DNA-templated transcription. Lineage: Eukaryota; Metazoa; Arthropoda; Insecta; Hemiptera; Aphididae.